AUCCAAACCAAUCUCUCUCUCUCUCUCUCUCUCAUCCCUCCAAUUGGGUUUCUUUCAAGAUUCUUGAAUUUUUCCAACUGUUUCUUUGAAACUUCUUUCUCUUUUCUCUGCCGUUUUGCUCUUCUUUCUUUUUAUCUUUUUAAUUUAAAUCUCUCUCUCCCCUACAAGAAGGAAGAGGAGAGAGAAAGAGAUGAAUCCGAACUGGGAACUGAAGAAUUGUUGUCAGCAUGAACAAGUUAUGUUUCUUGCCACCAUUGGCGUCUUCACUCUUGUUAUUCUUGCUCUAUGGAGGACGUUUCUGCUAACACCUUUUAAGCUGAUCACCGUAUUUCUUCACGAAGCAAGCCAUGCGAUUGCUUGUAAGCUUACAUGUGGAGAGGUAGAAGGGAUCGAGGUUCAUGCAAAUGAAGGCGGAGUCACUCGUACACGUGGCGGUAUAUACUGGUUGAUCUUGCCAGCUGGAUAUCUCGGUUCGUCAUUUUGGGGCAUGGUUCUCAUACUUGCAUCGACAAAUCUUCUCGCUGCUAAAAUUGCUUCUGGUUGUCUUAUCCUUUCGCUUCUUAUUGUUCUCUUCAUCGCCAAAAACUGGACUCUCCGAGGACUUUGUAUCGGAUUUAUCGUUUUUAUAGCUCUUGUUUGGGUGUUGCAAGAAAUGACUAAAGUUCGUAUACUUCGCUACAUUAUUCUAUUCAUCGGUGUAAUGAAUAGUUUGUUUUCAGUCUACGAUAUAUAUGACGAUUUGAUAUCCCGAAGAGUUAACUCGAGCGAUGCAGAGAAGUUUGCCGAACUUUGCCCCUGCCCUUGUAAUGGACUUGCAUGGGGAGUUAUCUGGGGAAUGAUAUCUUUCGUAUUUCUUUGUGGAUCAAUAUAUCUUGGACUUGUCAUCUUGUCUUGAGGGUUGAAUGUGUCAAGACUCAAGACUGUGAGAUAGCAAUAUUUUCUUCAAUUGUUUCCAUUUAUUUUGUUAUUUAGAUAGUUUUUCAUGUAAAUACACUUUAUUUAUUUAUACACAUAAAAUUCAUUUUUUCACCUUUAAAUGGAUUUUGAUCUAUUAAUGAUUGAAAAUUU
Molecule: messenger RNA, 1068 nt
Organism: Erythranthe guttata (spotted monkey flower)
Lineage: Eukaryota; Viridiplantae; Streptophyta; Magnoliopsida; Lamiales; Phrymaceae
Source: RefSeq, a predicted model, not a curated record